Molecule: messenger RNA, 2353 nt
Organism: Malus domestica (apple)
Lineage: Eukaryota; Viridiplantae; Streptophyta; Magnoliopsida; Rosales; Rosaceae
Product: lysM domain receptor-like kinase 4
Biological process (GO): protein phosphorylation
Molecular function (GO): ATP binding; protein kinase activity
Source: RefSeq, a predicted model, not a curated record
AAUAAUUCACCAUAAAAAUUCGAUAUUAGCACCUCAAGAGGCCCACAAAUUUUGCAAUAUAUUCCAAGUCCGAAGUUCCGAACUUUUCCUUGCAGAAAAACUCCACACCUUUCGAUUCAAGAAAAAUGAAUAUCCUCCCUCUCGUAUCUGCUAUAAUUCUCACCAUUUUUUGUUGUUCUUGUUUGAUUUUUGCUCAGCAGCCCUACGAGGGACAGGCCUUCUCAGAUUGUAACAACCCAGAAACUUACUCAAAAUCUGUUCUUGGCUACACCUGCAAUGGAGCAAGCAAGAGUUGCCAAACAUUCCUCACCUUCAGAUCCCGGGCGCCUUACAACGCGGUCUCUGCCAUCUCCAAACUGCUGGCUUCCGACCCGUCUCCGCUGGCGGAGGUAAAUUCGGUUUCUGAGACUGCAACGUUCGAAACCAACAAGUUGGUGAUUGUUCCGAUUAAUUGCUCCUGCUCAGGUGAGUAUUAUCAGCUAAACACAUCUCAUGUUGUUGUCAAUGGCGAUACCUUUUUUAUCAUUGCGAAUAACACAUUGCAAGGCCUUUCGACAUGUCAAGCUAUGUUGAAUCAGAAUGGUAAUCGAACUGCAGAAGACUUGUCUAUUGGUGAUAGACUCAAUGUUCCUCUUAGAUGUGCUUGUCCCACAAAGAACCAAACUGAUCUAGGUUUCAAGUAUCUUUUGACUUACUUAGUUGCCCCAGACGAUUAUGUUUCAUUGAUCAGCAAUAGAUUUGGAUCAUUUGGUUCAGAUACAGGGAGAACUCUCGAAGCUAACGGCCUUCCGGAGCAGGGUUCCACAAUUUAUUCCUUCAGCACACUCUUAGUUCCUUUGAAGAACCCUCCAAAUAAUUCUCAAACCGUAGAGCCUCCCUCGUCAUCACCAUCACCUCCGGCAACACCUCCACCUCCACCUCCACCUCCCUCCAAUAACUCAAACAAAACAUGGGUUUACGCCCUUGUUGGGGUUCUUGGAGGAGGUGGGCUUGUAUUGGUCAUAGGCGUUAUUAUCUUUUGCGUAUUUUUCCGCAGAAGUACUAAGAAGGGCUUCGAUCCAGUUAUCGCCUCAGAGAGCUUUGAGGCACUUGAGAAACCACAAGAGAAGGUGGAGGAAGAAGGAUCUCGGGACUUCCUAGAGUCCUUAUCUGGCAUAGCUCAAUCCCUCAAAGUUUACAAAUUUGAGGAACUGCAACGCGCAACAGAUGGUUUUAGCACUGCUUAUUUGAUUAAAGGGUCUAUUUAUCGCGCCAAAAUUAAUGAGGAUUUGGCAGCCAUUAAGGAGAUGAAUGGAGAUGUGUCCAAAGAGAUAAAUUUACUAAAAAAAGUCAGCCAUUCCAAUAUCAUUCGCCUCUCUGGAGUUUGUUUUAAUGACGGACAUUCGUAUCUUAUCUACGAGUAUGCUGUCAAUGGACCCUUGAGUGAUUGGAUUUACAACAGUAGCAAUGACGGGAAGUUCCUGAAUUGGACACAGAGAAUACAGAUUAUGCUGGAUGUGGCCUCAGGGCUUCACUAUCUCCACAGCUUCACCACUCCUCCCCAUGUCCACAAGGAUGUAAUGAGCAGUAACAUUCUUCUUGACAGCGAUUUCAGGGCCAAGAUUGCAAACUUCGGUCUAGCAAGGUCAACAGAAGCGCCGGAAGGUGAGUUUUCUUUGACAAAUCACAUUGUCGGAACAAUAGGCUACAUGGCUCCUGAGUACUUGGAAAAUGGCUUGAUAUCCCCAAAGCUUGAUGUCUACGCAUUUGGCGUUCUCAUGCUGGAAAUACUCACUGGAAAAGAGGUUGCUAUGUUUUACGAUCUCUUGUCUGAUGUUGUAAACUCUGUGCUUAACAACAAAGACGGAGGUCAGAGUUUGAGGGAGUUCAUGGAUCCUUCUAUGCAAGAGAGUUAUCCUCCAGAACUUGCUGUGUUCGUGAUCAAACUGAUUGAUAACUGCUUGAACAAAAACCCCGCUGCUCGCCCGGGCAUGGAGGAGAUUGUACAGCUUCUGUCCAGAACCUUGAGCAAUUCACUGAGUUGGGAAUUGUCAAGCAACAUCUCAGGCUACAAAACUUUAGUGGGAGUUCUUGGUAGUACCGAAACUGGAACAGGAUCUCAUUCAACUACUUAGUUUAAAUUUGGAUUUUAUUGUAAUUUACUGCUUCUCUUUCUCUUUUUCCAAUUAAGAUUCAUAUGCUGCUAUUGUGUAUAAGUUAUGGAAAAUUCUUCGGAUAUGCAGCAGUAAAAAGCCUCAGGCAAAUUUCCAUAAAAAUAAGCCAAUGACUGGAAGAAAUGUUUUGACAUAGAAAAAUGAUCUGUUUCUUGCAGAAUUAUAUGUGUCUUGGCCCGAUCCCGAGAUACGUUCAGUUU